ACUUAUUAUGAAUGCAGAAAAUUUAGGGAUGUAUGUUGUUGUUUUGUUAUUAAUAAAUGUUUGUCAGUAAACUAAUGUCUGUCAGUGACCUAACCCAUCUUCUUCUUCUUCCCCCUCCGGCGGCUCAACUAUCCUUUAAACAAAAACAACUUCAAAUUCGUUAAGAUGGGUCGGCGCUAACUCUUUCAGCUUCAAUUAUUCUUUCGUCUUCUGCCCUUUUUGUCGUCUGGGAAUGGAAGCCCAACAUUCUUCUUGGAUUUGCAGUGUCAUGAGGGGUUCUUUUUUCUAAGUGUUUUUUUGUAAUUCUUGAUUGGUUGUUUCAAUGUUUCACCUCUGAGAUUGGGAUCUUCUGUUUCCCCAAAGAGGAAAGUUGAGAUUGGCCUGCUCGCUAUCAUUGGGGGCUUUCAAGAAAGGAUUUUUUUUUUUUUUUUUUUUUUUAAAGGAGCUUGGUUAGAGGUUGGAGUGGGAAGCUAUGGUGAGGAAACAUGGAUGGCAGCUUCCGGCACACACCUUUCAGGUCGUUGCAAUAACCGUUUUCUGCUUAUUAGUGGUUGCGUUUUAUGCUUUCUUCUCUCCUUUCCUUGGAGGACACGUUUGGGAGUAUGUACUGGUUGGAGUCUAUUCACCAGUGGCACUCCUGGUUUUUAUUCUUUAUGUUCGGUGCACUGCAAUUAACCCUGCAGAUCCGGGUAUAAUGUCAAAGUUCGAUUCUGAGCUAUUAAGCAAUAUGAGCCCAAAGCAUGGACUUUCUGCAAAAAAUACAUCUGGGAAGUUUGAAGGACUUGGCGGAGAUGCAAAUUCUUCUCCUUCUUCAGUCUCGAGAAGUUCAUUUGGUGCAUCGCACUCUGUUAAGAGAAGUCAACCGGAAGCUGACAGAACAGAUGGUCGAGUAGUUUCUUCUAGAAGGAGGUCUUCUUGUUGUAAGAUUGGAGGAAUCUUCUGUGCCUUGUUCGUACACGAGGAUUGUCGCAAACAAGACGGUGGAGGUGAUCAGGAAGGUGCGAGCGAAGAUGCUUUGUUCUGCACACUGUGCAAUGCCGAGGUAUGCAAGUUUAGUAAACAUUGUAGAAGCUGUGACAAAUGUGUUGACGGAUUUGAUCACCAUUGUCGGUGGCUAAAUAACUGUGUCGGGCGAAAAAAUUAUGCUACCUUUAUAUCUCUUAUGGCCAUCAGUCUAGUAUGGCUUGCUAUUGAAGCCGGGACUGGAGUUGCUGUUUUGGUUCGGUGCUUUGUGAAUAAAAAGAACAUGGAGGCUGAAAUAGUCGACAGAUUAGGGAAUGGUUUCUCUCGGGCUCCAUUUGCAACCGUUGUGGCUGUUUGUACAGCGGUUUCUGUCCUGGCUUGUGUGCCCUUGGGUGAACUCUUCUUUUUCCACAUGAUACUGAUUAGAAAGGGCAUUACAACGUACGAAUAUGUUGUUGCAAUGAGGGCGGCCAUGAGCGAGGCCCCGGGGGGAGCAUCUAUAGAUGAGGAGCAGGGAAACAUUCUACUCUCUCCAACGGGUUCUGCAACGACUGGUUUCAGCGGUGGAAGCUCGUUAGGCCUGCAGUAUAAAGGAGCGUGGUGCACCCCUCCUCGUGUGUUUGUUGAUUAUAACGAAGAAGUUGCGCCUCAAUUGGAACCGGGAAUAGUCCCGUCAACGGUUGAUCCAGACGCAGCUGGCUUCGAGGACAAGGGAAACAAGGCAUCUAAGCGGCCCGUUAAGAUCAGUGCGUGGAGGCUCGCCAAGCUGGAUUCGAGCGAUGCUAUGAAAGCUGCAGCUAAAGCCCGAGCAUCGUCGUCGGUCCUACGCCCUAUUGACAACCGUCGUUUGGGUGAUUCUGAGCUAAGCUCGAGCGAGAAUAUGAGUGUGAGAAGCAGUAUGAGUGGUGACACGGGUGGAGGAAACAAAGACACGAGAAACGAACUGAGGAUUUCUCCGUUUAGGAACUCGUUUGCGCCUAGUCAAGGCAGCCGGGACGAGUACGAGACGGGCACCCAAAGCAUGAGUAGCUUCAGCAGCCCGAGCCAUGCUCACGAGGCGGUCACGCUAAGCCCCCUCCCACGGGCUGCUACUGCACUAAAUGGCAUUAUUAUCCCCGAGCAGGCUCGGGCGCCAUUGGCUAAUAACACCCGCCCGUUAUCUUUCACCUCUUCGGACUUCGAUGAAAAGAUCGUGCAGAGAAGUGGCGCUGCUGACCCGUUACUGCUCUCUGCAGUCGCUCCACCAACGUCUCUCCUCAGAGACGUUAAACGAACAUCUGUUGUCUGGGAUCAAGAAGCCGGGAGGUACGUAUCUGUCCCCGUCUCAGCUGCAGAAGCUCGUGGCAGACCGUCUUUACUAUCAAAUCCUAUCCCUCUCCCUCGAGAGCCUUCCCAUCCAGCACCAAAGCCUCCUCCGGUCCAGCAGUCCGAGAAGCUGAUGUACAGCGGGGAGUCUAUAUUCUUCGGUGGCCCUCUGUUUCGCGGGCCCAUCAAGGACAGUAUGAAGAACGAGAGAACCUCCGGAUCAGGAAAUGGACUUGAGAGGCUGCCACUGAACUUGCCUCGGGAAUCCAGGUUCAAGAGAGACGGCGCCUCCCACCAGCUUCCUGUGUUCGCCCCCGGGGAUUUGGUCAGGCCACAAUAAGUAGGCGAUUGUAAUGUGUUUUGUAUUUUAGAGCAUUUGGCAUUUGCAAUGGGGGGUUGGGGAAUUGAGUGUUUUGAGAAAACAGAAGAAAUCUCUGAAGGGAGGUAAGAUUUAGGCCUCCAGGAACCUGCAGCCUAGUGAUUUGAUUCAACUAGCAGGCAGAGGUUCCAGUGGUUUCUUCUUCAAUCAAUUUCCUAACUUUUACCACGAUGUAUUAUAGAGCAGAUGGACUCGUAGACCCACUUUACCCUUUCAAAAUUUGAUUUAUGAGAUCAAAAACUCUCUUCCU
Messenger RNA from Ipomoea nil (Japanese morning glory), 2897 nucleotides. Its product is annotated as probable protein S-acyltransferase 19. NCBI's taxonomy places the organism in Eukaryota, Viridiplantae, Streptophyta, Magnoliopsida, Solanales, Convolvulaceae. Gene Ontology annotation, biological process: protein targeting to membrane; peptidyl-L-cysteine S-palmitoylation. The transcript is spliced from 9 exons. The record is from RefSeq and is a predicted model, not a curated record. Gene Ontology annotation, cellular component: endoplasmic reticulum; Golgi apparatus. Gene Ontology annotation, molecular function: protein-cysteine S-palmitoyltransferase activity. The coding region runs from base 473 to 2608 and encodes 711 amino acids.